AACAGAAGCUCAGGCGGCAUAUCUUUUCUCCUGAAACUUAAGAUUGCCACGUGUUUUCGAACUCUUUUGUUGGACUGGAUGGGGGAAGCAUUUGUUUUGUUGCUCGCCCUCUUAUUCAGUGUAAUUAUUAGAACUUACAGUUGCUCGACAAGUGAGCUGGAUCAGUGUUUCGUCGUUCUGCAAUCUUUGGCAAAGAGUGAUGAUUUGGCUUUUGCUUCCACAAAGGAUGAACUCCAUUUGGUUUGCAGGAAACUUCAGCAGGGAGUAAAAUGUGUUGAUGAGCACACUUUGCGAUGCUACGACUCAAUUCAACAAAGAUUACACAAUUCUGUUGUUUCCGGAUCUCGACAAGUUAUUGAAGAUCUUUGUGUGGAAGGAGAACUACAACAAGAUUACUUGCGUCAUGCCCCAUGCUUUAAGAACAUAUCGACCGAUCCGAAGAAAUGUGCUACUAAAUACCAGAAGGUGGCCAUUUUAUCUCAAGAGUCGAAAGAAGAAGAUAAAGAUACCCAUUUGAAGGCAUUUUGCUGCGCACUGAAAGAUUUCACACUAUGUCAACACGAGCACGUAGUGCGAGAUUGCGGACCACGAGCAAGCCAAUUUCUACAACACCAUAUGAGCAGGAUGGCGGGUUCACUAAUGAAUGAACACUGCGUCCUCUUUACUUACGGCUCUGAUUCUUGCUCAUCUGGCUGUCGACAUUCGAAACUUCCACAGAAGCCUACCCAUCAAGCUGUGUUCUUAAUUAUAUUUUUAGGCGUAUUAUGUUGGGCGUAAACAACUUCAAAACGAAAGAGAUUUAUCCUGAUUUUCCGAGCAGCAGUCGUCACAUCUCAGCCGUAUUCAAUAAUUUUAGCAAAGUAAGAAAGAAAUAAAAAUAAUGAAGAAGAGUUAUGUAAACAUGUUCAUCAAACAAUGAGUGUAUUGAACUUGAAAGGCAGUCGACUCUUUGAUGUGAUUUUUCUUUUAUGUAAUUCAGAUGUACGAAAUAUGUAUUUACAACCCCUAAUUCAAAAAGUGUUUCCCUUUUUGGUCAUGCGCAGUAUCAAAUGUUAUAUAUUAUCUCUGUUAUACUUUAUGUUAUUAUUGUAUUUAUACAUUGUUGUGUUUAUAUUUUAUUUUGUUGAUAAAAACUUUCAUGCUGUU
Messenger RNA from Stegodyphus dumicola, 1146 nucleotides. RefSeq lists its product as uncharacterized. The record is from RefSeq and is a predicted model, not a curated record. NCBI's taxonomy places the organism in Eukaryota, Metazoa, Arthropoda, Arachnida, Araneae, Eresidae.